This is a messenger RNA of Poecile atricapillus (Black-capped chickadee), 1927 nucleotides long. It is a transcript of the gene GEMIN6, whose product is annotated as gem nuclear organelle associated protein 6. The record is from RefSeq and is a predicted model, not a curated record. Bases 447 to 950 code for a protein of 167 amino acids. Gene Ontology annotation, biological process: spliceosomal complex assembly; spliceosomal snRNP assembly. NCBI's taxonomy places the organism in Eukaryota, Metazoa, Chordata, Aves, Passeriformes, Paridae. The transcript has 3 exons. Gene Ontology annotation, cellular component: SMN complex; nucleus.
GCAGCACGGGGAAGCUUGCUAAAAGCAGCUCAACAACCAGGGAGCAAAAAUAUCUCAUUUUUAUGUAGCAGAUGCCCAGAGCGUGCAUCUACCCCUAUAAACGCACACGGACGAGGCAUGUGGAAGCUGCACUCUCCGUGCACCAGCAGGAGCAUCCCACGAGCAAAUCCAGCUCCAGAGGGGCAGAAAGGCAAUCUCGCCCCCUCUCCCAGCGAGACUGAAGUGCCACACGCUCCUUGUUUGACGACCUGGCCUGAUGCGUGCAAACCUCUGUGCCAUUUAUGCGCCCCCCGCAGCUGUAGAACUCCGUAUCGGAGCAUUCGGGUCACCCGAGCCGGGGGAAGGCGCUCGGCGGCGGCGCCAGGAAGCGGCGGUGCCGCCCGGGGACAGCUCCCAGGGGCCCUGGGCAGGAACGGGAACCGGGGCCGGUCCUGGAUGUAGGAAAUAUGAAUGACUGGCAGAGAAAAAGCCCUCUAGACUGGGAAAUGUAUGUGAACAAAUUGGUGAAAGUUGUUGCAGUUGAGAAACAUGAAUAUGAAGGAUGGGUUUUAACAGUUGACCCAGUUUCUGCCACCAUUGUCCUUGCAACAUUCCCAGAGAAUGAGAAAGGGUCCAUAUCAUUUGUCAUGGGCCAUGCCAUCCAAGAGGUCGAAAUACUGCAGGAAGGGGACAGCGACAUGAAGCAGCGCCUCGCUCGCAUCUCUGCGCCCGAGGAAAGCCAGGCCUACAGCCCGGAGGAGCUGGAGAAGAGGAAGAACGCCUUGAAGACUUGGCUGGAGACAAACCACAUCCCCGUGGGCGAGCAGGGGGAGCUGGGCAGGACGCUGAGCGUGGCAGGGGUGCUGACCAUCGAGCCCCCAUACGGCCCCGAGCAGUGCAGCAGCGCCAACGAGAUCAUCCUGGCCCGCGUGCAGGGCUUGCUGCAGGGCUACCUUGAGCAACAGCGCUGAGGCCCUGCUGAUGAAACCUUUUGUUUCUAGGAGCUCUCCUGUUUUAGGAACUCUCCUGGGCAUCAGUAUUCACUAUGUGCAGAAAUCCUGCCUUUUGGGUACUUUUGUCUUGGUUUUUUGUAUGCAAAGGAAGGGAUAAAACAAGAAGUAUGAACUCAAAGCACAAGCAUUUUUUUCAUGCGUUGUUUUUAUUAGAAGCAAUCUGUUGGAUAAUGCUUAUGUAUUAAACUGAUUUAUCAGUUUAACUUGUUUAGAAUUUUUGUAACAGUAUUGUUAAAGGUGAUAUAUAAUACAUUUAAACUGCCUUCCCUUUAAAACUAGUUUAAUAAUCUAGUGCUGAAGGCAUGUUUAUUUGAACUGCUUACCAGAUGUAUUUUUUUUUUUUCAAGAAAGAGAAUUAUGACAUGUGGACUUCCCAAACCGAAUUCAAAAAAUGUUCAUAAAGCUGUUUUGUUUUGUAGUUUUUGUGGCUGGUUGUUUGUUUGUUUAUCCCAUUACUGUUCUCCUGGUUUAGAAGAUAAAGGAUGAUGUAUGUCUGAGUUUAUAAGAUUAUUAGGGAAGGUUAGCAGGCAAAUAACAGGUUUUAAAACCAUUACCUCUCUAUAUUUGUUGUUUUAGAGCAGCAGUGCUUUGAAAACCAAUGUUCUGUAAAAGGAAAAUUUGUUGCAAUUCAGUAAGUUUGUUUGCUCUGUUUCUAGUUUAUGCCAACACACGAUGCAGGAAUCAUUAUGUGAUUAUUUCUGAGAUCAUUAAUGCAGUGAGGAACAUUUAGAGCCUUCAUUUAUCUCAGUGUGUUUGUUCUGCCUUAUUAGGAGAUAAGCAUACUGGUGCUCAAAUGCAGCUGGGAAGGCUGCCUAGCUCUUGUUCCUAAAAGGCUUUCCUCAUUCCUGCUGGGAUUUACCUAAAAUUGCUUAGAAUCUGUCAGGUUCGUUCUGAUUAUUUCUUUAAAAAUGUCUGCUGCACAUCCAUUCCUGUGU